AUGGCCGACCAGAACACGGCUGCCGUCGCGGCUGAGCCCAACAUGUCCGAGAAGCAGGAGAAGCGCGAGCAGCCUAGCGACAGCGGAAGCCGGACGCCCUCGCCGGUCGACAGCAGACGCGCCGCCAACGAGAAACCAAAGUCCAAGGGGUUCCUCGCCCGCAUGGGCGACUUGCCCGAAUGGGGCUUCCGCGGCCAGCGCCUUCAGGGCAAGGUGCUCAACUGGUCCAUUGGAUUCAUCGCGUCUUGUGGUUUCCUCAUGUUUGGAUAUGACCAGGGUGUCCUCGGUUCACUACUCACCCUCGACGACUUCCAACGGAGCAUUGCCCUGAUGACGCCGCUGGAGCAGUCGAAUCAACUCUGCUGGCUAGAUUUCCCUGAGAACACCCAGCGUGACUACAGCCAGUGCACCGGAGACCCCAACACGCAAGCCGCUGCGGUCGCCGUGUACCAGAUCGGCUGCUUUUUGGGCGCGGUUCUCAUCCUAUUUCAUGGAGAAAGAUGGGGUCGCAAGUCGUCCACGUUCUGGGGCAGCGCCAUCAUGGUUUUCGGAACUAUCCUGCAGGCCUCUGCGCACGAGUACGGUCUCUUUUCUGCGGGCCGCAUCGUCGGUGGCAUCGGAAACGGCAUGGUGACGUCGACUAUUCCCACAUGGCAAUCUGAGUGUGCACGGCCGUAUCAAAGAGGUUUCCUCAUCACCCUUUCCGGAGCCCUCAUAAGCUGCGGUAUUGCCAUUGCCUACUGGUACGGGUUCUACUUCCUCGAGGGAUCGAUCCGCUGGCGAUUCCCCGUCUCAUUCCAGUCUUUCUUCACUAUCAUCGUCAUGAUCGGUCUUCUCUACCUGCCCGACUCGCCCCGUUGGUUGGCUAUGAAGGGCCGCAUGGAGGAGGCUCGAGAAGUGACAUCCCGUCUUCUCGGAAAGCCCAUCGAUCACGAGGAUGUCACCAUCGAGGUCAAGGCAAUCCAGGAGGCCCUCGAGGCCCAGAGCCAAGGCGGAAGCUUCAAGUUCAAGGAGCUUCUCACCAACGGCCCCUCGCAGAACUUGAGGCGCACCCUCCUCGGCAUUGCUGCGCAGUUUUUCCAGCAAAUUUGCGGUAUCAACCUCAUUACCUACUACAGUGGAUUUUUGUUCGAGAACUCCCUCGGUUUCGGCCCCGAAUUGUCCCGGCUUUUGGCCGCGCUCAACGGCACGGAAUACUUCUUGGCUUCGCUUGUUGCUCUGCCUCUGAUUGAGAGAACUGGUCGCCGCAAGCUCAUGCUCUUCGGCGCAUUCGGUAUGAUGGCCUCUAUGGCAAUUCUGGCUGGGACCGUGUCUACUGGCACGGUCGACGAGACUGGCGCGCCUAAACUCGAGUCCGUGUACGGAAUUACUGCUACGGUCUUCCUCUUUGUUUUCAACUCCUUCUUCGCUAUUGGCUGGCUCGGAAUGACCUGGCUCUACCCCGCUGAGAUCACCAACCUCCGUAUCCGCAUCCAGGCCAACGCCCUCUCAACCUGCUCCAACUGGCUCUCCAACUUCUUGAUUGUCAUGAUCACACCACCUGCAUUUGCCAACCUAGGCUACAGGACGUACGUGAUGUUCGCCGUCUUCAACGCAGCCAUUAUCCCCUGCGUGUACUUCUUCUUCCCGGAGCCCAAGGGCCGAAGUCUCGAGGAGCUCGAUGUCAUCUUCGCCAGCGCCCACGCCGACAAGGUCAACCCCGUCAAGCGCGCUAAAGAGAUGCGCAAGGUGGAGGGAAGGGAGCUCGAGAAUGAGCUGGACAAGUACUUUGGAUCCAGCGAGAUGGUCGAGGACGCCCGCCCUAUGAUGCAAUAA
Messenger RNA from Colletotrichum navitas, 1815 nucleotides. RefSeq lists its product as uncharacterized. Gene Ontology annotation, cellular component: membrane. The transcript is spliced from 6 exons. Lineage: Eukaryota; Fungi; Ascomycota; Sordariomycetes; Glomerellales; Glomerellaceae. The record is from RefSeq and is a predicted model, not a curated record. Gene Ontology annotation, biological process: carbohydrate transport; transmembrane transport. Gene Ontology annotation, molecular function: carbohydrate:proton symporter activity. Bases 1 to 1815 code for a protein of 604 amino acids.